Messenger RNA from Tripterygium wilfordii, 765 nucleotides. Its product is annotated as L10-interacting MYB domain-containing protein-like. The record is from RefSeq and is a predicted model, not a curated record. Bases 1 to 765 code for a protein of 254 amino acids. The transcript has 2 exons. Lineage: Eukaryota; Viridiplantae; Streptophyta; Magnoliopsida; Celastrales; Celastraceae.
AUGGCUUCAUAUGAGGGUAGUCAUAAUGAGAGAAUUAAAUGGGAUGAUUCGAAUACUCGUGUCUUGGUUGAGAUAUGUGUUGCUGUUAUGAAAGCUGCUAAGCGAGUCCCUGGCAGUCGUAUACCAAAACUGGAAUGGGAAGAACUUGUGGUCCAAUUCAAUGCUAAAACAGGACAUAAUUAUCAAAAACAAUCAUUAAAGAAUAAAUGGGAUUUGCUUAGAAAAGACUGGACAUUAUGGGUAAAGAUGACUACCCAGGAUACGGGUGUUGGGUGGGAUGCUGUUACUGGCACUAUAAAUGCAAGCGACGAAUGGUGGGAAGAGAAAAUUAAGGAGAACAAGGAAUAUGCCAAGUUCCGUAAACAUGGCUUCAAGAAUAAGGCAGACCUUGAAUUAUGUUUUACUAGAACAUAUGCUACUGGUUCAGCGAGAUUGGCACCGUCUAGUGGAUACAUACCAACUCCAAAAUACCAUUGUAGUGAUGGUAAUCAGAGUACCCAACCUGACAAUGAUUUGGAUACUUGGUUUGGAGAAGGAUAUGUGCCUGAGCUACCCAACACAUCCAAAGAUUCACCCUACCCAUACACUGAUCCAUCCAAUGAAGUACACCUUGGAGAAUCACUUGAAAAAGUUAUUAAGGAUGAUGAUAUUUCUUCUGCAAGUUCACCUUCUAAGGGUGUGCCGGUGACACCAUCUCACACAUUGGGAUCAUUGGGAAACAGAUCAUUCGAGGGUUCAGUUAGCAAGAACUCAAGUAAGAAGUGA